Messenger RNA from Cylindrotheca closterium, 1359 nucleotides. Lineage: Eukaryota; Bacillariophyta; Bacillariophyceae; Bacillariales; Bacillariaceae. The record is from the annotation of a GenBank genome assembly.
AUGAAGUUGUCCAUGAAUGUCUUCGUUGCCGCCUUGGCCAUUGGAUCUACCGGGGCCUUUGUGCUUCCACAAGCAGGAUCUGUCCGCAACAUCAAUCCUGCCUUGGAUGCCACUCUGAUUGAAAACUGGGAAUUGACCCAAGAUGGAUCCAUCGUUGGCCAAACCCAAGGUCACCCUGAUAUGACCGAUGGCGAGAUCAUUUCCACUUCUCCCUUGGUGAAUCCUCAGGCAGCCGUUCCUGCUUCUUUUGUUUCUACUCGCAGUGGAUCGCAAUACUUGUUGGGCACUCCACGAACUACGAAUGUUCCUGCUCAAGUCUACCCGCCACCAUCCCCAGCUGCCACUACCGACGACAAUUCCAUCACCAUCUCUCGUGAGACUUUCCUUGCUGGUGGAGCCAUUGCCGCUGUCGCUGCUUUGACUGCGGGUGUUAGUACUGUGUUGGGAGGUGGAACCACAAACGACAUUGCUGCUUCGUCUUCCACCGUGAGGGGCGCCCCUACCAGUAACCCCAUGAUGGCUGCCAAGAGUGGUCCCGAAUUUUCCAAGUUCACUCCUGGUCCUGUCGAACCCACCAACGAAAUCUUGACUCCCCGUGAAGUCAGUGAUUUGUUUGAACUUUGGAAUUUGGCGUUGAAAACUGGAAAUCCUGACACCGUCGCCAUGCGUUAUGCCGAUGGUGCCGUGUUGCUCCCCACCAAGUCGGACAUUCCCCGAUCGGACUAUGCUGGCAUUCGUGAUUACUUUGUGCACUUUUUGGAAAAGAAACCAACGGGACGAAUUUUGGAAAGUUACAUCUCCACUUCUCCUGGAAGUGCCAUGGACGUUGGUAUCUACGAAUUUGCCUUUGAAAAUGGAAUGCGCAUCCGUGCCCGAUACUCGUUCUUGUACAAACUAGUGGAUGGACAAUGGAAGAUCAAGCAUCAUCACUCGUCGGGCAUGCCCGAAACUCCUGGCCAAGUGAUUAGCGAAGCCGAAGUUCGUGGACUUUUUGAUUUGUGGAACGACGCCCUACUCACGGGAGAUUCGGACGCUGUCACCAAACGAUACGCCAAGGGAGCCGUGUUGUUGCCAACCGUGUCGGACAUUCCACGUACCACCUAUGCAGGAAUCAAGGAUUACUUUGAUCACUUUUUGGAACUCAAACCAAAGGGCAAGAUCAUUGAGAGUUAUGUUAGCAUUGGCGAGAAUUGGUGCAAGGAUGUGGGGAUUUACGAAUUCCUCAAGGGAACGGAUGGUACUUCGGUCCGGGCACGAUACAGUUUUGUUUAUGUCUUUGAAGAUGGUGAAUGGAAGAUUAGUCACCAUCACUCGUCGCUCAUGCCAGAAGAACUUUUGGCCAAGGCCAAGAAGGCAUAA